UCUUGUAGCUGACCUUUGCCCCAUGUUGACCUUUUACCCAAGUUUUUUGCUACAGCGGACUGCUACCUGCACCUGGCACAAAGAAUGACCGUCUGACUCCAGCCUCCGUAUUCCUACUACACAUUAUGCCAGAAAACCAAAGGAUGGCAGGAUGGACAUGGUUGUUUGCUUUACUGACUGCUGUUGUGAUUGGCUGCUAUCUGUACUUUGAUGGCUUUGACCCUGAAUCCUUGAGGGGAGCCAGAGUUGUUGUCACUGGUUGCAGUACUGGUAUCGGUGAACAGAUGGCGUACCACUAUGCAAGGCUGGGUGCAAAGGUCGUCAUCACCGCAAGGAGGGAGGCACGACUCAAAGAGGUUGUAGCUAAGAUGAAGGACCUGGGAGCCCAGGAGGCCAUCUAUGUAGCAGGAGACAUGGGGAAACCAGAGGACUGUGAGAGGACCAUCCAAACAGCAAAGGAAAAAUUUGGAGGACUUGACUACCUUGUGUUGAACCACAUGGGUUCAAGCUAUAACAAAGGAGGCCCUUUUCUAUGGGACGGAGAUAUGGCAUUCCUUGAGGACUUCACCAACAUUAACUACCUGUCAUACAUACGGCUGGCAUCACUCGCGCUACCCAUGUUAGAGCAGAGCAACGGCAGUGUGGUGGUCGUGUCAUCGCUUUUAGGUAAAAUCACGAGUACUUUCCUGUCCUUCUACUCGGGGGCAAAGUUUGCCCUUGAUGGAUUCUUCGGAUCUUUGCGACAGGAGCUUCAACUGAAGAAGGCUGACGUGUCAAUUACACUGGUGGUGCUGGGCUUGAUAGACACGGAACAAGCCAUGAACUCAGCAAAGUUCUUUGGAAUCGAAUACCUUGCAAACUCACCGCUCUCUCAGCGGAGGAUGCUGCCAUGGUGAUUAUACGCAGCGGCACUGUACGGCAACGUGAGCUGUACUACCCGUGGAUUAUGGUGUGGCCAAUGGCCAAACUCCGGCCAUUCUUUCCACAGGUUCUGGAUUGGAUGGAAUUACAAAAAACUUCUUUAUUUUAAAGUAACAAGAGCCUGUAGAAUACAAAUAUGCCAGAAGCUUAUAAUGGACUUUGCUACUAUUAAUUGUUAUGAGUCUAAAACUACUAUGGACCUUUUCUAUUGAACUUACAUGAUUGUAUAAAAUUAUGUGUAGCACAAUAUGGGUAUGAGGGUGCCUUCACAUUGAAUUGAAACACCACAGAAUAUGUAUUAAUGCCAAUAUAACAAUAAUUAUACAUCUGACUUCUUUCAAGUACACUGUCAGUCAUGCCUCAUGGCAUCUACAAUUUGUACAUGUGUAAGGAAAUUGACUUUUGGUCUGCAAACUUACAUGAGCAAUUUUCUUUUUUAAAUGGUCAAAUGAUGUAAGUGUAACAGAGACAAAUGUGUAAUAGAGUCCAGUUCACCGCGGUAAUGGAGACUCAAGAAUCAAGCAAUGCAAGAAGACAACAGGACAGGAAAACAUCACAGCAGAGGGGAGAGCGACAGGAGACAUAGGAAUUUCUACAGACAUACUUUGUUAUUUAUUAGCUACUAAUAUGUAAAAAUGGGUGUGUCUACACAUGCAUGGACUAGGCAUACCACAGAAUGCCAAUCAAACAACACCUCUAUAGAUAUCAAUACAGACAAUUAUUCAACUGACAUCUAGCAACACUGUUUGUCAUACAACAGCGUCCUCCAAGCAAAAUUGAGCUUUUAUGACUAAACAGCUCAAACAAACACUUACAUGUACUUUGUAUACAUAGUAACAACAUUGACUUGUUCUGCAAUUAUAACUUAUGUCACCAAUGUCUUUUUAGACAGUCAAAUGGCAUAAGUGUAACAUAGGUAAAUGUCUAUAUUAAGCAAUUGAAUGUCUAUUUGGAAAAAAA
Branchiostoma floridae (Florida lancelet) is the source of this 1881-nucleotide messenger RNA. Its product is annotated as hydroxysteroid 11-beta-dehydrogenase 1-like protein. Gene Ontology annotation, molecular function: oxidoreductase activity. The coding region runs from base 126 to 896 and encodes 256 amino acids. The transcript is spliced from 7 exons. The record is from RefSeq and is a predicted model, not a curated record. Lineage: Eukaryota; Metazoa; Chordata; Leptocardii; Amphioxiformes; Branchiostomatidae.